GGAGAGUGGAGUCUGGACUGGGUCCUGAGGCUGGCGCACUCCCAACUCCGCAAAGACCCACUCCUCCCUCCUAGGUCAGUCCAGGUGGGAGGAUUUGGUACGUAUAGGUGCAGCUGCCGCCAGGCUCGCCCCCACGUAAUGAAUACCCAGCCCUUCGUGCGUACCUGCGAGCCCCGCCCUCUAUGCUAAUGUCCGUCAACUGCCAACCUCUUCUGCGGGACCGCCCCUUAUGCUAAUAUCCAUCAAUCUCCACUACCCUGUAUUGCUGGAAGGCCCCGCCCACCUUGUAAAGAGCAACCAUCCCUCUCCCCGCCCUCUAUGCCAGUGUUCACCUGUCUGGCAGGCUCCGCCCCUAUGCUAAUAUCCACCAACCCUCUACCUCGCCGGCGGGCCCGCCUCCUAUGCUAAUGAACCCUCUCCCACAAGGCAGCGCGCGGGCGGACCGGUCUUUGUGCCGGUCCGGGGCUCCACCGAGGCGCGGCGGCAGCAUGAGCGGCUCAGGCGCUGCGGGGGCGUCGGCCAGCCCCGCGCCGCCCGCGCAGGAGGAGGGCAUGACUUGGUGGUACCGUUGGCUGUGUCGCCUGUCAGGCGUGCUGGGGGCCAUCUCUUGUGCCAUCUCCGGACUCUUCAGCUGCAUCACUAUCUACCCUCUGAAAAUCGCCGCUGGCGUGUGGAUGAUCAUGAACGCCUUCGUGCUGUUGCUGUGUGAGGCGCCCUUCUGCUGCCAGUUCGUGGAGUUUGCAAACACAGUGGCUGAGAGGGUGGACCGGCUGCGCUCCUGGCAGAAGGCUCUCUUCUACUGUGGGAUGGCCGUCGUCCCCAUCAUCAUGAGCCUGAGCCUGACCACACUGCUGGGCAAUGCCAUCGCCUUUGCCACAGGGGUGCUGUAUGGACUCUCUGCCUUGGGCAAAAAGGGUGAUGCCAUCUCCUAUGCCCGGAUCCAGCAGCAGAGGCAGCAGGCAGACGAAGAGAAGCUGGCAGAGACCCUGGAGGGGGAGCUGUGACGAGUCCACAGUGGGGUCCAUGAGCUUCUAUGGAGGAGGCAGAGCACCAGCCCUAUGGGACAGCCUGGGAGAGGACCCCCCGCUGCCUGACCCUCUUCUGCCAGCCUGUUCUCCAAGCCUGGGGCCCUGACUUGGCUGGUGCUCAGGGCCUGGGCUGUAUGGCCCAUCUCAGUGCAGUGGGGGUGGCCACCUGGCCUGAUCCUGCCAGCCUGGCUUAGUGGACUGGGCUUCUGGUGGGUCUGCAGGCCUCACGUGAUAGGGUCCACCCCAAGCCUAGGAGCAGCUUCCCCCAGACACACUGGCCCUGGCUGGGAGUUGAGGGGCAUGUCACCUGGGCUCUGGACUCCCCAACCAGGUCCCUGAGGCCUGAGCACUGAAGCAUAGGGAAAGUCUCCCAGCUCUCCUGGCAGGUGGAGUUCCAAUCCUGCCCAGUUUCCCUGUCCUCAGGGCAGAGGUUGGGGAGAACAAUGUCUCCAAGCUGACUGCUGCUGCCCAGGGACAUGGCCAGUCCUCUGGGAGGGAGCCCAUAGUGCUCCCAAGAUGCACCCCUGCCCCCACAGCAGGCCUGGCAGUGGCUGGCUGGUCAGGUGGACCCACUCCCAGUCCCUGGCAUGUUGGACAGGCUCCUCCAGGUACCCUAGCUGCUCUGCCUUCUCAGCUGACCCAGGCUGCUGGCUUCUGCCUCUCACUCCACCUCAGGCCCUGGUGCUAAGGGGGUGGGGAGGGGUGCUUAUAGGGUCCCACCCACUCCUCUGCUGUGGUCCUGUUGGUGGUAGCAGCUGCAGCAGCCUGUAGUAGGGACUGAGCUUGGUCCACCUCAGGUAUGCUUGCCAGCCUGCCCCUGGGGAGCUUCCUGCCUUUGCAGAGCUGGGCAGAAGCCAGAGCCCAUCUCCCCCACAGAGCUGUAUCCCCUGUCCCAGUGCCAGGCCACCAGGCACAAGCCCCUAUGCAGGCGCAUGGGGAAGCGGGGACCCCUCCUGGAUGUAUCCGUUCAUGGCCCUCAUCCUCCUGCCACACUGCUGACUCUUCCUCCUGCCCUCUGGCCUUGACCCUGCUUUGAUUAGCAGAUUGGCUCUUGGCCACUAAGCAUAUGUCUGACAAGGUCUGGCCAUGCCUGGACGGGCCUGGGCAGAAUAGGCUGCUGUGGAAAACGCUGCUUCUGGGCCCAGCUCCCUGUCUCCCUCCCUCCCAAACAGAGGUGGGCCUGCAGUGGACCCCCAGGUGGGCCUGCAGUGGACCCCCAGAACUCAGGGACUGGCUCUUGCUCCCAGGAAAGCAGCCCCAGGUCUGUUUCCCAGGGGGAACAUGCAGGCCUGCAGAGUUUGGGGCUGGGAGCAGGGCCUCUGCCCAGCACUGCCCCAGGACACGUCAGUGGGGUCUGGAGUGGGCCUUGGCCCUCUAGGAUCCCGGCCAGGCUCAGUCCUAGGUUGGUGGGACACGUGCCUUCAGGGUUCCUUAAGGGCUACCAUCCUCAGGCCCAUGCUGGGCUCAAAGGGCUAUGCGUGUGUGUGCAGUGGUAAGACCCGUCUACCUCCCGGGAGGAGCAGCCCUGUCUGCCCCCCUGCUCACUUGUCUGGGUGUGGGGCUUGAGUCACUCCUGCCAGGCCCCAACCCUUUCAGAGGGACCUUGCUGCAGGUGCAGGGAGAGGAGGUACUGGCUGUGCUAUUAAGGAAGGUGACAUCCACCUUGAGGGGAAACCCAUUGCUGGGCUGGGCAGGCCACAGGGUGGGUCGGAGGCAGGAGGGCCUUGGUCACAGGCCAGAGUGGGGUGUUGCUUGCCAGGAGAUUCCCAGGUGGCCUGCAGUCAGCUCUGGAGGCCCGCAUUGGGGGCGGGGGACAUCACUGGGACUCCAGCCCCACACCUCCUCUGUGCCCGUUCCUGGUGGGCUCCUCCACGCGGCUGCAUUUUGAGCAGUAAAGCAGGGCUGCAGUUCCUCCGCUU
Messenger RNA from Marmota monax (woodchuck), 2947 nucleotides. RefSeq names its product calcium channel flower domain containing 1 (gene Cacfd1). The transcript is spliced from 5 exons. Bases 402 to 1004 code for a protein of 200 amino acids. Gene Ontology annotation, cellular component: membrane. NCBI's taxonomy places the organism in Eukaryota, Metazoa, Chordata, Mammalia, Rodentia, Sciuridae. Gene Ontology annotation, biological process: vesicle-mediated transport. The record is from RefSeq and is a predicted model, not a curated record.